Messenger RNA from Pestalotiopsis fici W106-1, 1383 nucleotides. RefSeq names its product 4-aminobutyrate aminotransferase. Gene Ontology annotation, cellular component: mitochondrion. Gene Ontology annotation, molecular function: pyridoxal phosphate binding. The coding region runs from base 1 to 1383 and encodes 460 amino acids. Lineage: Eukaryota; Fungi; Ascomycota; Sordariomycetes; Amphisphaeriales; Sporocadaceae. Gene Ontology annotation, biological process: GABA catabolic process. The record is from RefSeq and is a predicted model, not a curated record. The transcript has 3 exons.
AUGCCUGGCGUAGUUGGAAACACGGGUGCCAUUCAGGUGCCGGGACCGGUGUCCCAGGCUAGCGCCAAGAAGCUGGAUGCCUUCUUCGACGCCCGCGCUGUGCACUUUGUCGUUGAUUACGACCAGAGCGAGGGUACAUACCUCGUCGAUGUUGAUGGUAACCGCUACCUCGAUGUCUACUCUCAGAUUGCCUCUAUCCCUAUUGGGUAUAACCACCCGGCAACGAUAGCUGCCGCACAGUCUCCCGAGAUGAUUUCGGCACUGGUCAACCGCCCAGCUAUUGGAAACUUCCCCUCGAAGCAGUGGGGUGACAUUCUCCAGAACGGCCUUCUCAAGGUCGCUCCCAAGGGACUGGACAAGAUCUUCACCGCCCAGUCGGGCUCCGAGGCCAACGAGCUGGCCUACAAGGCCUCCUUCAUGCUCUACCGCCGCCGCGAGCGUGGCGAGGGUGUCGAGUGGUCCGAGGAGGAGAUCAAGUCCUGCCUCAACAACUCCAAGCCCGGCUCUCCCGAGCUCGCCGUCCUCAGCUUUGCCAACUCGUUCCACGGCCGUGGUUUCGGCAGUCUGUCGACCACCCGCUCCAAGGCUGUCCACAAGCUGGAUAUCCCCGCAUUCAACUGGCCCCAGGCUGCCUUCCCGGCCCUCAAGUACCCGCUCGAGGCCCACCAGGAGGAGAACGCCGCCGAGGAGAAGCGAUGCCUCGAGGGGGUCGAGCAGCUCAUUACCUCCUGGCACUGCCCCGUCGCCGCCGUGAUCGUCGAGCCCAUCCAGAGCGAGGGUGGUGACAACCACGCCUCUCCCGCCUUCUUCCAGGGCCUGCGCGACAUCACCAAGAAGCACGGCGUCAUGAUGAUUGUCGAUGAGGUCCAGACUGGCUUUGGCGCCACUGGCAAGUUCUGGGGCCACGAGCACUGGAACCUGACCUCGCCCCCCGACAUGGUUACCUUUUCCAAGAAGGCACAGACUGCCGGCUACUUCUUUGGCGACCGCGCUCUGAUCCCCGACAAGGCCUACCGCCAGUUCAACACCUGGAUCGGUGAUGCUGCCCGUGUCAUUAUGAGCAAGGCCAUUAUCGAGGAGAUUCUGGCCAAGGACCUUGUUGCCCAAACUGCCCGUGUUGGUGAUGCUCUGUACGCCGAGAUGGAGAAGCUCGCCCAAAAGUACCCCGAGCAGGUCAAGAACCUCCGUGGCAAGGGCCAGGGUACCUACAUUGCCUUUGACAGCACCGACGCCGCUGGCCUGGUCAAGGGCAUGAAGCAGCUCGGCGUUCUGACCGGUACCUGCGGUGCUCAGACCGUCAGACUCCGACCCAUGCUCAUCUUUGAGGAGCAGCACAUUGCUCCCCUCAUCAGCGCCUUCGACACUGUCCUCGGCUCUCUGUAA